UGUUUAAAGAAGCCAAAAACUCUACUCGAUUUCAGAAGCUGUUCUUUUUCCAGCCCUAACUCUUCACUCGUUGAGAAGCAGAAGAAGUCGACUGACGAUGAUGACAAUAUUCUCCCAUCGAUUCAUCUCUGAUCCUUCCAUGUUUUAGACCUCCCCAAACUCGAUCUCUCUUUCGUAGGGUUUUCACUUCAUCUGCCUUCACAUCUCGAGGUGUUCAUUGCAUAUUAAAGCAAGCACUUUUAAGUAAUCACAUUCCAUUCAAGUUAGAUUGAGCAAGCACGUGCUGGUUUAUAGUGACCUAAGGAGAGAUGCAGAAUCAAGAGGGGCUCCAAGCUGAUGCAGAAAUGGCAUCCAUAACACCCAUUCAAGCAACCGAGGUUGAAGAUUGGGCAAAUUUUAGGGAUGAUGAUAUCAUGCAGCAGCAAUCUGCAAUUCGGGCUGUGGAAGCUGAGAAGAUUCCCUUAGUAGGUGAUAAGGAACCUCUAUCUUCGUUGGCUGCUGAGUAUCAGUCAGGAAGCCCUAUUUUGCUGGAGAAAAUAAAGGUGCUUAGCGAACAAUUUGAUGCCAUCAGGCGGACAAGGGGAGAUGGUAACUGCUUCUUUCGAAGCUUUAUGUUCUCAUACCUGGAGCAUAUUUUGGAAUCACAAGACCGAGAAGAAGUUAAUCGCAUUACAGGCAAUGUGGAAAAUUGCAGAAAGACACUUCAGAGUUUGGGAUAUGCAGACUUUACCUUUGAAGAUUUUUUUGCAUUAUUUCUUGAGCAGCUGGAAAGUGUUCUUCAAGGAAAUGAGGCAUCUAUAAGUUCUGGUUUCAGUCAUGAUGAACUUAUGCAGAGGAGUCGAGAUCAGUCAAUAUCGGACUACGUUGUAAUGUUCUUCAGAUUUGUUACGUCUGGUGAAAUUCGAAAACGCUCAGAGUUCUUUGAGCCAUUUAUUUUGGGAUUAACAAAUACAACAGUGGAGCAGUUUUGCAAGUCAUCUGUGGAACCAAUGGGCGAAGAGAGUGAUCAUGUGCACAUUACUGCCGUGUCAGACGCAUUGGGUGUGCCAAUCCGUGUUGUAUACCUCGACCGCAGCUCGUGUGAUACUGGUUGCUGUCGUGUUAAAUCACUCACGAUUUCAUUCUCCUGCUAUUCAGUGAUCCCCCAUUGUACUAGUGGUGGUUCCGAGACCAAACCAUUUAUUAACUUGCUAUACAGACCGGGUCACUAUGACAUUCUCUAUCCCAAGUGAUGUACUCUGGCCUGUCCUGGUUAUUUAUUGCCAGUGAACAUUUGAAAGAAUGUGUUGGUCCAGAAAAUGGGGGCCUUAAGGUAGACCUGUUGUUUGCAGAACAUCGUGAACUCCUCCAUUUGAUUUAAAUUUGAUACAGAUGACUUGUGAAGUACUUGGUUUGGUUGAGUGGGUCAGAUUUAGAUUUCGGUUCAGGCUGGAUUUGAAUCAUCUGAAAUUUCUGGAUAAUGAUGACUUUCUGAAAUAAAAAUAUCUACUCUCUUGGACAUGUAUGUAUCUGUGUGUGUGUGUGUGUGUGUGAGAAUAAGCUCUUUUGUUGAAGGCUUUACAUUGCCUUCAUUUACAACAAGAAAAACAAGUUCAACGGCCCUUUUAUGAAUAGAAGUAUUGAUAUGGCAAAGCAA
This is a messenger RNA of Camellia sinensis, 1636 nucleotides long. Its product is annotated as ubiquitin thioesterase otubain-like protein. Gene Ontology annotation, biological process: protein K48-linked deubiquitination. Gene Ontology annotation, molecular function: cysteine-type deubiquitinase activity; ubiquitin binding. NCBI's taxonomy places the organism in Eukaryota, Viridiplantae, Streptophyta, Magnoliopsida, Ericales, Theaceae. Gene Ontology annotation, cellular component: nucleus. The record is from RefSeq and is a predicted model, not a curated record.